This is a messenger RNA of Cantharellus anzutake, 712 nucleotides long. RefSeq lists its product as uncharacterized. The transcript has 4 exons. The coding region runs from base 86 to 670 and encodes 194 amino acids. Lineage: Eukaryota; Fungi; Basidiomycota; Agaricomycetes; Cantharellales; Hydnaceae. Gene Ontology annotation, cellular component: cell division site; growing cell tip; plasma membrane. The record is from RefSeq and is a predicted model, not a curated record.
UCGCUGAUCCCGGACGCGGUCCGCCAACUAGGCAAAUACCCACGUUACACGAAGUGUGGACCUUGGGCAGGGAUACUGCACAAUAAUGCCCUCGGGGCACCUAUGUGGGUACUACGCGGCAAGGUUCUCAGCGUUUCAAUGUGGGAUCUUCCUUCUUCUCGUGGCGCUCCCUUGUCUUGUCAUCGCCACAUUCUCUGCACCGAUCUGGGAAGGUCUCGGUUUCAUGACAAUUGAAGAUAUCGCAUUUUACAGGCGCACAGGAUAUCAGGGUCGCUUCAUUUUUGGCACAUUUGGGCACUGUCAUACGGGGCUGCCAGGCGACCACGUUUGUUUGAGACCCACAAUUAGUUAUGACAUAGGCGCCGUGUUAUCCGUCUUCAACGAUACCUAUUUUUCCUCAAAGAUUGGUGUAACGCUAAAGCACCUCACAAAAGCUCUAUUUCUCCUUCCCAUCACAGCUGUUCUUGUCCUUAUUGCUCUCAUUGCUGCCAUCCCGUCCCGUUUCAUAGAACGCCUAUUCUCUGCCUUAAUCGCGACGGUUGCGUGCGUUUUAAUGCUCCUAUCGCUCAUUCUAGAGCUUGUUUUAUUUAGCAUUGUCGAACGUCAUGUAAAGGGCGCCAAGACGAAUUGGGGCCCCGCAACCAAGCUGAUCAUCGCGGGUUUCCUGUAACUCCUCUUUGGCACAGCCCUGAUGUACUGUGGAUGGUUUGCC